This is a messenger RNA of Saccharomyces paradoxus, 654 nucleotides long. It is a transcript of the gene PHS1, whose product is annotated as enoyl-CoA hydratase PHS1. The transcript has a single exon. NCBI's taxonomy places the organism in Eukaryota, Fungi, Ascomycota, Saccharomycetes, Saccharomycetales, Saccharomycetaceae. The coding region runs from base 1 to 654 and encodes 217 amino acids. Gene Ontology annotation, molecular function: 3-hydroxyacyl-CoA dehydratase activity. Gene Ontology annotation, biological process: very long-chain fatty acid biosynthetic process; sphingolipid biosynthetic process; fatty acid elongation. Gene Ontology annotation, cellular component: endoplasmic reticulum membrane. The record is from RefSeq and is a predicted model, not a curated record.
AUGUCGAAAAAACUUGCAUCUCCAUUGUCCUUCUUACCCCUUUAUAAUUUGUUUUCUGCUGUUGGUUGGUCUUAUUUGCUUUACUUAGUCAUUUCCCUAUAUCCAAAAAUUGGUCAGCCAGCAUUUUUCUACCAAACUAAAAAUAUCGCUACCGUUAUUCAAUGUGGUGCCACAAUCGAGAUCAUAAACUCAUUGUUAGGAAUCGUGCGUUCCCCAUUGCUGACCACUGUUGCCCAGGUGUCUUCAAGGCUACUAGUUGUCCUCGGCAUCUUCCAAUUGCUGCCAAACACAAGUGGCGUUCAAUCAAUUGUUUACAUAACAUUGUUAUUGGCAUGGUCUAUAACUGAGAUCGUCAGAUACUUAUAUUAUUUUUUCACUUUGGUGUUUAAGAAUGGCGCGCCCAAGAUCGUAGUUCUAUUAAGAUAUAAUUUGUUCUGGAUUUUGUACCCUACCGGUGUCGCCAGCGAACUACGCAUUAUUUACUGUGCUUUAAAUGCCGCUGAAACUCAGUAUUCCUUACUUUACAAAAGAUUAUUGGUGGCUGCGAUGCUCACUUAUAUUCCAGGCUUCCCAAUGCUCUUCUUACACAUGGUAACACAAAGAAGAAAAGUCAUGAAAAAUCUAAGAUCUUCAUUUGGGAAGAAGCUAAUAUGA